This is a messenger RNA of Ilyonectria robusta, 6827 nucleotides long. RefSeq lists its product as uncharacterized. The transcript is spliced from 3 exons. Gene Ontology annotation, molecular function: FMN binding; flavin adenine dinucleotide binding; glutamate synthase (NADH) activity. NCBI's taxonomy places the organism in Eukaryota, Fungi, Ascomycota, Sordariomycetes, Hypocreales, Nectriaceae. The record is from RefSeq and is a predicted model, not a curated record. Bases 134 to 6343 code for a protein of 2069 amino acids.
CUCCGUCCAUGCUAAUCCGCUCCUCCGCCCAGAUCUCCGCUAAAGAGUGGCCCUCGCUGCUCUCACGAGGUGCCCCGCGAUCCUCCGACCCCCACCAACCCCCACCAACCCCACCUCAACCCGGUCGCCUAGCAUGGGCCUAACCGAGGAAUUCGACGACCGACAGAUCCAUAUCGACGCUGAGCAACAGACCUACAGCCCAUUCGAGUAUCAGACUGAGAACAAUGACUCUUGGGCUGGCGCGCUGCCGGUGAAGCAGGGUCUGUAUGACCCUUCCCUCGAGAAGGAUGCCUGUGGUGUCGGUUUUGCCUGCCACAUCAAGGGCAAGGCUAGCCACAAGAUUGUCAGCGAUGCUCGAAACCUUCUGUGCAACAUGACCCAUCGCGGUGCCGUGGGUUCGGAUGCUCGAGAUGGUGACGGUGCCGGUGUCAUGACAUCUAUCCCCCACCGGUUCUUUAUCAAGAACUUUGAAAAGGAGGAGGACAUUAAGUUGCCCCCUCUAGGCCAGUACGCUGUUGGAAACUUGUUCUUCAAGCCCGACGAGGAGACUCUUGACGAGUCCAAGAGGCAGCUGGAAGAUGUUGCCGACUCAUUGGGCCUCCGAGUUUUGGGAUGGCGGCGGCCCCCCGUCGACUCGACCCUUCUUGGACCCGCCGCAAAGUCGCGCGAGCCCAUCAUCCUCCAGCCCUUCGUUGUCCUCGUCUCUGCCUAUGGCACUGGCGUUGCUCCUGAAGAGACCGACCCGGAGAAAUUUGACGACCGCCAAUUCGAGCGACAGUUGUACAUUCUGCGGAAGCGUGCUACCCAGAGCAUCGGUCUGCACAACUGGUUCUACAUCUGCUCCCUGUCUAACAAGAACAUUGUUUACAAGGGUCAGCUAGCCCCCGUUCAGGUUUACUCAUACUACCACGAUCUGGUCAACGCCGACUACGAGGCUCACUUUGCCCUCGUCCACUCUCGGUUUUCGACCAACACCUUUCCCUCCUGGGACCGUGCUCAGCCCCUGCGAUGGGCUGCCCACAACGGUGAAAUCAAUACCCUGCGUGGAAACAAGAACUGGAUGCGCGCUCGCGAGGGUGUCAUGCAGUCUGACAUCUUCAAGGAUGAGCUGGAGCUCAUGUACCCCAUUGUUGAGGAAGGCGGUUCUGAUUCCGCUGCCUUUGACAACGUCCUUGAGCUUCUGACCAUCAACGGUGUCCUUUCCCUCCCCGAGGCCGUCAUGCUGAUGGUCCCCGAGGCGUGGCAGGGUAACCAGGACAUGGACCCUAAGAAGGCUGCAUUCUACGAAUGGGCCGCUUGCCAGAUGGAGCCCUGGGACGGUCCCGCGCUCUUCACCUUUGCCGACGGUCGUUACUGCGGUGCCAACCUGGACCGAAACGGUCUCCGACCUUGCCGAUUCUACGUCAUGGACGAUGACCGCAUCAUCUGUGCCUCUGAAGUCGGAACCAUCCCCGUUGAGCCCGAGUCCGUUAUCCAAAAGGGCCGUCUGCAGCCCGGCCGAAUGCUCUUGGUCGAUACUCAGGCCGGUCGCAUCAUCGACGACAAGGAGCUGAAGGAAGCCGUCGCGAGUCGACAAGACUUCCGUGCUUGGCUUGAUAGUGAAUUGAUUACCCUGCCAAAGGUCCUCGAGACUGCCGAGCAGUCCAAGGACCUGGCGCCCAAGUUGGAUGACAAGACCCUCCAGUCUGAUCCCCUCCUGCUCUCCUUUGGCUACACCCAUGAGCAGGUUAGUUUGCUGCUUGCUCCCAUGGCUGCUGACGAGAAGGAGGCUCUGGGUUCCAUGGGUAACGAUGGCCCUCUGGCCUGCUUGACCCAAGCCCCUCGCCUCCUCUAUGAUUACUUCCGACAGCUCUUCGCCCAGGUUACUAACCCCCCCAUCGACCCCAUCCGAGAGUCCAUCGUCAUGUCGCUGGAGUGUUAUGUUGGCCCCCAGGGCAACUUGCUUGAGAUGCAUCCCUCCCAGUGCGGCCGUCUCUUGCUGCCCAGCCCCAUCCUGUCCAUCCAAGAGUUCAAUGCUAUCAAGACCUUGCCCGAGACGUACUCCAAGUGGACUGUCAAGACUAUUGACUUGACCUUCCCCAAGUCCGAGGGUGUCCAGGGUUAUCUGAAGCACCUCGACUACAUCUGCAAUGAGGCUACUGCUGCCAUCGAGGCUCAUGAUCGUAUCAUUGUGCUCUCCGACAGAAACACCAGCGCCGACCGCAUCCCCGUUUCAGCCGUCCUGGCUUCCGGUAUGGUCCACCACCAUCUCGUCAGCAACAAGUGGCGAUCUAUGGCUGCUCUUGUCGUCGAGACUGCCGAGGCCCGUGAAGUGCACCACAUGUGUGUGCUCCUCGGAUAUGGUGCUGAUGCUGUCAACCCCUACCUCGCUAUGGAGUGUAUCCUCAAGUUGAACCGUGAAGGUCUCAUCAAGAAGAAGCUCACCGACGAUGCCCUCAUCCGCAACUACAAGCACUCUUGCGACGGCGGUAUUCUGAAGGUCAUGAGCAAGAUGGGUAUCUCUACCCUCGCCUCUUACAAGGGUGCUCAGAUCUUUGAGGCUCUUGGUCUCGACGAGACCGUUGUUGAGCGAUGCUUCAGGGGCACUGCCUCGCGUAUCCAGGGUAUUACCUUUGAGCUCAUUGCCGAGGAGGGUUUCCGAUUCCACGAGCGUGGUUUCCCCUCGCGAUACACUGUUGGCGUCUCUGGUCUUCCCGAGUCUGGCGAGUACCACUGGCGUGACGGCGGCGAGCCUCACGUCAACGACCCCACCUCCAUUGCCAACAUCCAGGAUGCCGUUCGCACCAAGAACGACAAGUCCUAUGAGGCUUACUCACGAUCUGAGUACGAGCAGAUCAAGUCCUGCACCCUCCGUGGUCUCCUAGACUUUAAGUUUGACGACUGCACCCCUGUGCCCAUUGACCAGGUCGAGCCCUGGACUGACAUUGUUCGCCGAUUCUGUACUGGUGCCAUGUCCUACGGUUCCAUCUCCAUGGAAUCUCACUCUACCCUGGCUGUUGCCAUGAACCGACUUGGCGGCAAGUCCAACACUGGUGAGGGUGGUGAGGAUCCUGAGCGAUCUGAGCGCCUGCCCAACGGCGACACCAUGCGUUCGGCCAUCAAGCAGGUUGCCUCUGGCCGAUUCGGUGUCACCUCUGCCUACCUGGCCGAUUCCGACGAGCUUCAGAUCAAGAUGGCCCAGGGUGCCAAGCCCGGUGAGGGUGGUGAGCUUCCCGGCCACAAGGUGUCCAAGUCCAUUGCCCGAACCCGUCACUCCACUCCCGGUGUCGGCUUGAUCUCGCCUCCUCCCCACCACGACAUUUACUCCAUUGAGGAUCUCAAGCAGCUGAUCUACGAUCUGAAGUGCUCCAGCCCUCGAUCCCGAGUCUCCGUCAAGCUCGUGUCUGAGGUCGGUGUCGGUAUCGUCGCCUCUGGUGUCGCCAAGGCCAAGGCCGACCACAUCCUGAUCUCUGGUCACGAUGGUGGUACCGGUGCCUCGCGAUGGACUGGUAUCAAGUACGCCGGUCUCCCUUGGGAGUUGGGUCUGGCCGAGACUCACCAGACUCUGGUUCUCAACGACCUCCGUGGUCGUGUUGUUGUGCAGACUGACGGUCAGCUCAAGACUGGUCGUGAUGUUGCCAUUGCCUGUCUGCUUGGUGCCGAGGAAUGGGGCUUUGCUACCGCUCCUCUCAUCGCCAUGGGCUGCGUCUUUAUGCGCAAGUGCCACUUGAACACUUGCCCUGUUGGUAUUGCUACCCAGGACCCUGAGCUGCGCAAGAAGUUUACCGGUACCCCCGAGCAUGUCAUCAACUUCUUCUACUACGUGGCCAACGAGCUCCGAGCCAUCAUGGCCCAGCUUGGCUUCCGCACCAUCAACGAAAUGGUCGGUCACGUCGAGGUCCUCCGUAUGCGCGACGACCUGCGAACCAACAAGACUGCCAACAUUGACCUGUCUCUCCUCCUGACCCCGGCUCACAAGCUCCGACCCGGUGUCGCCACCUUCAAUGUCCGCAAGCAGGACCACAAGCUCUACGUCCGACUCGACAACAAGUUGAUCUCCGAGGCGGAGUUGACUCUCGAUAAGGGUCUCCCCUCGAGAAUCGAGUGUGACAUUGUCAACACUGACCGAGCUAUGGGUACUUCCCUCUCGUACCACAUCUCCAAGCGAUAUGGCGAGGCUGGUCUCCCCUUGGACACCGUCCACGUCAACAUCAAGGGUUCCGCUGGUCAGUCAUUCGGUGCUUUCCUGGCCCCUGGUGUUACCCUGGAGCUCGAGGGUGAUGCCAACGAUUACGUCGGCAAGGGUCUGUCUGGUGGUCGUUUGAUCAUCUACCCUCCCCGCAAUGCCGUUUUCAAGGCUGAGGAGAACGUCCUGAUCGGAAACGUCUGCUUGUACGGUGCUACUACCGGUAGCUGCUUCUUCCGCGGUGUUGCUGCCGAGCGUUUCGCUGUCCGAAACUCCGGAGCCAUCGCUGUUGUUGAGGGUGUCGGUGACCACUGCUGCGAGUACAUGACUGGUGGCCGAGUUCUUAUUCUCGGCAACACUGGCCGCAACUUUGCGGCUGGUAUGUCUGGUGGUAUCGCCUAUGUCCUGGAUGUCAACCAUGACUUCCACAACAAGCUCAACACCGAGAUGGUUGAGGCCAGUGCCGUCGAGGAUCCCACCGAGAUCGCCUUCCUCCGCGGUCUCAUCGAGGACCAUCACCACUACACUGGAUCUGAGCGUGCGGCUCGCAUCCUGGUUGACUUCAACAGAGCUCUGCCUCGCUUUGUCAAGGUGCUGCCUGUCGACUACAAGCGCGUCCUGGAGGAAGAGGCGGCCAAGGCUGCCGAGGCCAAGCGAGCCGAGUACAACCUUCCUGCCGUGUCUGGUGUCCACACCAAGAAGCCCGAGAAGGCCACUAAGCUCCUGGACCUGGAGGAGGCUGUUGGCGACAACGCUGCCGAGAAGAAACGCGCUCUGGUGCUUGACAAGACCAAGGGUUUUAUGAAGUACAAGCGCCGUGCUGAAAAGUACCGACCUGUUACUACCCGUCUCAAGGACUGGGCAGAGCUUAGCUCUCGCCUUGAAGAGGACGAGCUCAAGUACCAGUCUGCUCGCUGCAUGGACUGUGGUGUUCCUUUCUGCCAGUCCGAGACUGGAUGCCCUAUCUCCAAUAUCAUUCCCAAAUGGAACGAAUUGGUGUUUCAAAACCAGUGGAAGGAUGCCCUUAACCGUUUGCUCAUGACCAACAACUUCCCCGAGUUCACUGGCCGUGUGUGCCCCGCCCCUUGCGAGGGCGCUUGCGUCCUGGGCAUCAACGAGGACCCCGUCGGUAUCAAAUCGAUCGAGUGUGCCAUUAUCGACCGUGGCUUCGAGAUGGGAUGGAUGGUUCCUCAACCUCCCAAGGUCCGCACUGGCAAGACCGUCGCCAUCAUUGGUUCCGGUCCCGCAGGUCUGGCUUGCGCUGACCAGCUCAACCGUGCCGGACACAACGUAACUCUCUACGAGCGUGCCGACCGUCUUGGUGGUCUUCUGAUGUACGGUAUCCCCAACAUGAAACUUGACAAGCGCAUUGUCAAGCGCCGUACCGACUUUAUGGCCGCCGAGGGCAUCAACUUCAAGACCGGUGUUGCUGUCGGCGAGGAGGGCAACCCCUCGCUCAACGACCUCCGGGCCGAGUACAAUGCCGUCGUUAUCGCCACUGGUGCCACCGUUGCCCGUGACCUUCCCAUCAAGGGCCGUGAGCUCGAAGGUAUCCACUACGCCAUGGAGUUCCUGCACAAGAACACCAAGUCUCUGCUAGACUCUGAGCUUGCCGACAACACUUACCUCUCUGCCAAGGACAAGCACGUCGUUGUCAUUGGUGGUGGUGAUACCGGUAAUGACUGCAUCGGAACCUCGCUCCGUCACGGUGCCAAGUCCGUCACCAACUUCGAGUUGCUUCCUCAACCCCCGCCUGAGCGUGGCCGUGACAACCCCUGGCCUCAGUGGCCUCGCAUCUACCGCGUGGACUACGGACACACCGAGGUCCGUCAGCACACCGGCAAGGACCCCCGUGAGUACUGCAUCAUGUCCGAGGAGUUCACCGACGACGGCACGGGCAAGGUCAAGGGCAUCAACACCAUUCGCGUGGAGUGGACCAAGUCUCCUAGCGGUGGCUGGGACAUGAAGAAGGUGGAGGGCUCGCAGCAGUUCUUCCCUGCCGAUCUUGUUCUACUUGCCAUGGGUUUCCUCGGCCCCGAGGCUCGGGUUCUCGGAGACGACAUUGAGAAGGAUGCUCGCAAGAACGUCAAGACUCCUCCUGGCAAGUACAGCACCAACAUCGAUGGUGUGUUUGCUGCUGGUGAUGCCCGCCGUGGUCAAUCCCUUAUUGUCUGGUAAGUUUAUCGAGUUUCCGUUACAAGACCAACAGCUAACAUUACUUCAGGGGUAUCAACGAGGGUCGCCAGUCUGCCCGCGAGAUCGAUCUGUACCUGGAGCAGUGCACCAGCCUGCCCGUUACUGGUGGUAUCAUCAAGCGCACUGCGCAGGAGAUUUUCAGCCAGGUCAAGGCCUAAAAUAGAUUACGAGGUGUUUUGAUAGUGAUGAUUUCUCUUCUCUCUCUUCGCAGGCAGGUAAAUGGGAGCAAUGGGGCCUAUGACGAUACCCUAAUUAUGGGGGAUUCCGGGUUUGCGCAAAAGGGAGGUGCGGAUUGUUUCUGGUUUGUUUGCUAUACCAAUUUGUAGAUGUUUGGGCUUCGAUAGGUUAGGCAUUGAUUUUAUUAAACAUUGAGUGUCUAUAAUGAGUGACUGAUACAAGUUAAGAUCUAAAGUCAAUGGGUUCUGUUAGAUUAUAGACCUAAUUAACCCUAGGGACAGUAAUAUUU